AUGAAGUUCUUUGGUACCCUCGCGUUGUUCGCUACUGUGGCCUCCGUCUCUGCAAAGUCUUGCAAGUCUGGUGGUAUCUACUGUGGCCAAUCUCUUUUGAACAGAGGAAACUACCAUAAUCAUAUUGUUGAUGUUCUUCAAGAGAACAACCAGCCCACGGAUGAGGCCCACAUUGACAACAGCCUCUUCGACUGUGGAGGAGGUGGCUCGAUUACCUUGCAGAUGUACUGCGCCAAUGGUUGUGGUGGUGUUGGCAGUACCGAGGAUGAUUACUGCAUUGACAACUAA
Talaromyces rugulosus is the source of this 288-nucleotide messenger RNA. RefSeq lists its product as uncharacterized. The record is from RefSeq and is a predicted model, not a curated record. Lineage: Eukaryota; Fungi; Ascomycota; Eurotiomycetes; Eurotiales; Trichocomaceae. The transcript has 2 exons. Bases 1 to 288 code for a protein of 95 amino acids.